Penicillium expansum is the source of this 1470-nucleotide messenger RNA. Its product is annotated as FAD-binding oxidoreductase. The record is from RefSeq and is a predicted model, not a curated record. NCBI's taxonomy places the organism in Eukaryota, Fungi, Ascomycota, Eurotiomycetes, Eurotiales, Aspergillaceae. Gene Ontology annotation, molecular function: oxidoreductase activity; FAD binding. Bases 1 to 1470 code for a protein of 489 amino acids. The transcript has 3 exons.
AUGCUUCUCUGGCUACUUCUUUUGGCAGUGGGGGCCACAUCGAUGGCUCUUGCUGGUCCCAAUGAGGCAUUGAAGUCAUGCUUCGAGAAUGCUUUGACAAACCGAGGAAGUUUUGCUUUUGCUGGAGAUCUGUUCUAUGACCACAUUGUGAAUCGCUACAACUUGAACAUUCCCGUUACUCCAGCAGCAGUGGCCUUUCCCACUUCUUCUCAGCAGGUGGCUGCAGUAGUCAAGUGUGCUUCGGAGAACGGAUAUCCAGUUCAGGCCAAAAGUGGAGGACACAGCUAUGGAAAUUACGGCCUUGGAGGAACGGACGGUGCCGUUGCGAUUGACUUGAAGCAUCUCCAACAAUUCUCCAUGGACAACACGACUUGGCAAGCGACAAUUGGAGCGGGAAGUUUGUUGAGUGACGUGACACAGCGGCUGUAUCACGCUGGCGGACGGGCUAUGUCUCACGGGAUUUGUCCUCAAGUCGGUUCAGGGGGACAUUUCACAAUUGGUGGUCUUGGUCCAACUUCGCGUCAAUUUGGUGCCGCACUUGACCAUGUACUCGAGGCUGAGGUGGUUCUUGCAAACUCGAGCAUUGUCAGAGCUUCUGAUACGGAAAACCAAGACCUCUUUUGGGCUAUCAAAGGUGCUGCCUCCGGCUACGGUAUCGUUACAGAGUUCAAGGUCCGAACCGAGCCUGAGCCUGGUACUGCGGUGCAGUAUGCAUACAGCAUGGAGAUUGGAAACUCCAAGAAUCAGGCAGCCCUUUUCAAGAGCUGGCAGGCCUUUGUGUCAGAUCCGAAGUUGACUCGCAAGAUGGCAUCCACCCUCACUGUGCUUGAGGGUAGUAUGGUAAUUAGCGGCACCUUCUUCGGCACCAAGGAGGAGUAUGAUAAGUUAAACCUUGGCAGCAAGUUCCCCGGUGCAAAUGGAAGUGCAUUGGUUUUUGAUAACUGGCUAGGUCUCGUCGCCCACUGGGCACAAGACCUUAUUCUGGGGUUGGCAGCUGGAAUCCCAACAAAUUUCUACACAAAGUCUACUUCUUGGACACCCCAGACUCUGAUGGCCCCGGAGACUAUCGUAAAAAUGUUUGACUAUAUUGGUACCGUCGACAAGGGCACUCUGGGCUGGUUCCUGUUGUUCGAUUUCCAGGGAGGUUACACCAACGACAUCCCAACUAACGCUACAUCUUACGCACAUCGUGAUGUGCUCAUCUGGCUACAGUCCUACACACUCAAUUUCAUGGGACACAUCUCCCAGUCCCAGAUCAACUUCCUCGAUGGGCUUAAUAAGAUUGUCACCGAUGUCGCCCUUCCCUACACUGCCUACCCAGGUUAUGUUGAUCCUCUUAUGCCCAACGCCGCCGAGGCAUACUGGGGCACCAAUCUCCCCCGGCUGCAGCAGAUCAAAGAGCAAGUUGAUCCAAACAACGUGUUUCGGAAUCCACAGAGCCCAUCUCCUGCCAAGAAGGAGCCUUUGUGA